AAAACAUCUCCACUUCUUGUAUCUUGCAAAAUGUCAACUGACUCUGAUUUUUAUUCAUUUACUGUCAAGGAUGCUGAUUUAAAUGAUGUAUCUAUGGCUGAUUAUAAAGGAAAAGUAGUAAUGAUUGUGAAUGUUGCCUCUAGAUGUGGUUUCACCAAACAGUACGACGAAAUUCAAGAAGUUUAUAACAAGUAUAAGGAUCAAGGUUUUGAAGUAUUGGCAUUCCCAUGCAAUCAAUUCGGAUCUCAAGAACCUGGCACCAAUGAAGAAAUCUGCACAUUUGCCAGAACCAAAUUCAAAGUCACCUUCAAAAUAUUUGACAAGAUUAAUGUCAAUGGAUCCGAAACUAUUCCACUUUACAAUUUCCUAAAGAAGGAAGGUGCUGGUUUUCUCGUUGAUGCAGUAAAAUGGAAUUUUACCAAGUUUCUCGUUUCAAAGAGUGGAAAAGUAUUGAAACGAUAUGCUCCGAAUACUUCUCCGAAAGAUAUGGAAGAUGAUAUUCAAAAAUUGUUAAAGGAAUAAGCUGCUUUAAUUGUAAAAUUAAAUUAUUAAAUAUUUAAUAUUAAAUAAUUGAAAAUUCAAUCUUCC
Naegleria gruberi is the source of this 588-nucleotide messenger RNA. RefSeq lists its product as uncharacterized. Gene Ontology annotation, biological process: response to oxidative stress. Bases 31 to 522 code for a protein of 163 amino acids. The transcript has 3 exons. Lineage: Eukaryota; Heterolobosea; Eutetramitea; Acrasida; Naegleriidae. The record is from RefSeq and is a predicted model, not a curated record. Gene Ontology annotation, molecular function: glutathione peroxidase activity.